Molecule: messenger RNA, 4176 nt
Organism: Protobothrops mucrosquamatus (brown spotted pit viper)
Lineage: Eukaryota; Metazoa; Chordata; Lepidosauria; Squamata; Viperidae
Gene: REV1
Product: REV1 DNA directed polymerase
Exons: 23
Coding region: 140-3865 (1241 amino acids)
Biological process (GO): error-free translesion synthesis; error-prone translesion synthesis
Cellular component (GO): nucleus
Molecular function (GO): DNA-directed DNA polymerase activity; damaged DNA binding; deoxycytidyl transferase activity
Source: RefSeq, a predicted model, not a curated record
GGUAAUCAGAAGCGGCGAAGGCAGGCGAGGAGAAGAAGCGCAAGCGGCGAACGCGGAGGAGACGCAAUGUGAAAUCCUGCGAGGCCCGGGAGGGCUAGACGGCGACCCCGCCUGCAUCCGUGACGAGAGAAGGUUCACUAUGAAGCAAGGUGGAUGGAGAAAACGAGCCAGUGAUAGAGAUGGCUGGGGGGCAUGGGGAGGAUAUAUGUCUGCCAAAGUCCAGAAAUUGGAGAAUCAGUUUCAUUCAGAGGCAGCUCUGCAACAUCAGAAAGAUGAAAAUUCAUCCAGCAUUUUCAGUGGAGUUGCCAUCUUUGUCAAUGGCUUCACAGAUCCUUCUGCUGAUGAAUUGAGGCGGCUAAUGAUGUUGCAUGGAGGACAAUAUCAUGUAUACUAUUCUAGAUCCAAAACAACGCACAUUAUUGCUACAAAUCUUCCAAAUGCCAAAAUAAAGGAACUGAAGGGAGAAAAAGUAGUUCGACCAGAUUGGAUAAUAGAUAGCAUAAAGGCUGGACGACUCCUUUCAUAUAUUCCUUAUCAGCUUUACACAAAACAGACAAGUAUUCAGAAAGGCCUCUGGUUUAAUACUAUAUGCAAGCCUGAAGAUUCAGUUCCAGGUCCUAGCAAUAUCUCUGUGGGACUCAACAGGGUAAAUAGUCUUGUAAAGAAGCAUGAAGUAGAGAAUGAAAUGAAAACAAAUGGAGUGAGUAAAUCAAAGAAAGAAGCUGAAACUACAAGAUUCCUGGAGCAAGCUCUUUCCAGAAGCAAGCAGAAUGGAAUACAUCAGAAAGACAACUUUUCCAUUUUUAAUGGACAUAGUCAUAGUUCCAACAGUGCCUUAAAGAUGCAGGAUGGUUUGCUACACUUUGACAAAAAUGUUAUAAGUAGACUGUCUCCUCUGCAUGAAGAAGUAAAAGAAAGCACUGAUUUUAGAGACUGUUCUACGCAGCAUUUGCAACAAAGCAACAGAAACACUGAACUUUUAAGAAAUGUGCACAGGACUAUGAGUCAUUCAUCUUUUUCAUCUUUGCACAGUAAUAUUAAAAUAAAUGGUGCUCAUCACUAUACUGUUCAGGGGCCUUCAAGCACAAAAAGCACUAUUUCAGUACCUGAUCCUAAUAAGGAAGAUUAUUCACCUUUGUGCAAACCUUCUAAUGGCAAUUUCAUUUCAGAUUUUUAUUCUCAUUCAAGAUUGCAUCAUAUAUCUACCUGGAAAUGUGAAUUUACAGAGUUUAUCAACACACUACAGAAACAAAAUAAUGCUAGCUUCCCAGGAAGAGAAAAGUUGAAAAAAAAUAAAGCAGGACAAUCUACAAUAAAUAAAGCUGACUUAGAUAAUACAUUCUUUUUGAAUUCAGCCAAACAUCAGUGUUGCAUAAUGCAUGUGGAUAUGGACUGCUUCUUUGUAUCAGUUGGUAUCCGAGAUAAACCAGAUCUAAAAGGAAAACCAGUGGCUGUUACAAGUAACCGAGGAUCAGGAAAAGCAUUGUUACGUCCUGGUGCAAAUCCACAACUGGAAAGGCAAUAUUAUCUGAAUAAAUUGUUGAAAGGCAGAACAGAAAUUGAUGAUGCUGACUCAACAGAUGAUGAUAAUCAAGAUUCUGCUGAAUUGAAUAAAAGUGAUUUUGAUAUUUCUGUGUCAUCAAUGGCAGAAAUUGCAUCUUGCAGUUAUGAAGCCAGGCAAGCUGGUAUAAAGAAUGGAAUGUUUUUUGGACAAGCAAAACAGUUGUGCCCAAAUCUUCAAGCUGUUUCCUAUGACUUUCAUGCAUACAAAGAAGUUGCACAAACUAUGUAUGAAACAUUGGCAAGCUAUACUCAUAACAUUGAAGCUGUCAGUUGUGAUGAAGCACUAGUAGAUACCACUGAAAUUCUUGCAGAUACUGGGUUGACAUCAGAGGAGCUAGCAAAUGUUAUUCGUGCAGAAAUAAAAAACAAGACCAAAUGUCCUGCUUCAAUUGGAAUAGGUUCAAAUAUUUUACUGGCCAGACUGGCAACUCGCCAAGCAAAACCUGAUGGGCAGUAUCAUUUAAAGCCUGAAGAAGUAGAUGAUUUUAUCAGGAGCCAGCUAAUUAUACAUCUUCCAGGAGUUGGAAGAACAAUGGAAUCUAAGCUAUCAUCUAUGGGGCUAAAAACUUGUGGAGAUCUACAGUGUAUCACAAUGUCAAAGCUUCAGAAAGAGUUUGGACCAAAAACUGGACAAAUGCUGUAUAGAUUCUGCCGUGGUUUGGAUGAUAGGCCAAUUCAGAGAGAGAAAAUAAGAAAAUCUGUUUCAGCUGAGAUCAAUUAUGGUAUAAGAUUUUCGCAGGCAAAAGAAGCAGAAGCUUUCCUUCUGAGUCUUUCAGAAGAGAUCCAGCGAAGGUUGGAAGCAGUUGGUAUGAAAGGAAGACGACUAACUCUCAAAGUCAUGAUCAGGAAAGCUGGAGCCCCAGUAGAACCUGCAAAAUUUGGAGGGCAUGGAAUUUGUGACAGUGUUGCCAGGACUGUGACUCUCAACCAUGCAACAGAUAAUGCCAGAGUGAUUGGGAAAGAAAUAAUAAAUAUGUUUCACACAAUGAAGUUGAAUAUUUCUGAUAUGAGAGGGGUUGGAAUUCAAGUGCAUCAGCUAGUUCCAGUUAAUAAAACAAUUUCCAUGUCUUCCUCUAACACUUCAUUACCUUCUGGGUUCUUGCCUGGCGGAGCUGAUUCAAUUAUUGAUUUUUUGCAAGUUCCAAAAGUUGUGAAGAAGUCCAAGAAUAAAGAAGAAGAACGCAAGGAAGUGUUUUUGGCUGCUGUGGAUGUUGAAAUAUCUUCUACAUCAAAAGCAUGCACAGAGUUACCAUCACAAGCAACUGAACUCCAUCACAUUACCAGCAAAUCUGAGCCUAAUACCAGUUUGAAUGGCUUAUAUCCACCAAUCAGUAUAAAAUCUAGGCUUAAUUUAAGUAUUGAAGUGCCAUCAGCUUCCCAGCUUGAUCAGUCUGUUUUGGAAGCACUGCCUUCUGAUCUUCGGGAACAAAUAGAACAUGCAUAUUCUCUUCAACUAAUAGAUGCACAUGAUAAUAGCAAGAAGGAACCAAUAAAUGGAUACAAUACUAGCUUUCCAUCCCAGCCUGCUGGAACCGUUCUAUUACAGAUGCCAGAUCAGAAAGAAUCAAGCAGUAAUGCUGGGAUUAAUAUAAUAGCACUUCCAGCAUUUUCACAGGUGGAUCCUGAUGUUUUUGCUGCCCUUCCUUCAGAAUUGCAGGAGGAACUUAAACAAGCAUAUGACCAAAGGCAAAAUCAUGUAGAGAACAUAUUACAGCAAACAAGUGCCACUGCAUCAAAGAAUCCAGUUAUAAAAAGUAAGAAAAGAACUAGAAAGAAAAUCCAGGUCAGCCCAGUAAAAAAGAACCUUAGUCCUUUCAAAAACAAGUGUUUGGGUAACCCUGCAAAAAAUAUGGUUGUUUCUGUUGGAAGUCCUCAGAAAUUAAUAGAUAACUUCUUGAAACAGGAAAAAGCAAUCAGUGACAAUCCUCAGAUGGAAGAAGUACAAGCUAUUACAAAUCCUUCCAGUCCAUCUAUUUCACAGCCAUUAUCGUCUACCACAAUUUGGCCUCAAGCACCUAAUCUAGCAGGAGCUAUUGAGUUUAACGAUGUAAAGGCCUUGCUUAAGGAAUGGAUUACAACUAUAUCAGAUCCCAUGGAGGAAGACAUUUUGCAAGUUGUGAAGUAUUGUACUGAUCUGAUAGAAGAAAAGGAUUUAGAAAAGCUGGAUCUAGUCAUAAAGUACAUGAAAAGGCUAAUGCAGCAGUCCAUAGAAUCAGUAUGGAACAUGGCAUUUGAUUUCAUUCUUGACAAUGUUCAAGUUGUUCUGCAACAAACUUAUGGAAGCACAUUAAAAAUUAUCUGAUCUUGUAGAAAGGGAAAUGGCAAGAGCCUGGAGCUCUCUGAUAGCUGUACCAUAAGUGCUUGUGAGGUAUUUGCAAAGUGCAUGACAUUAAGCUAAGUUUUUAUAAGUUGAUUUUUUUUAAAGGAGAAGGUGUUUUGUACAUUUUCUUUCAGCAAAGUGCCAAAAUUUGUCAGUAUUGCAUGUAAAUAAUUGUGUUUAAAUUCUUUUAUUGUAGUAUAGAAUCGAUUUACAAAAUGUUUGUUUAUAAAAGUUUUAUGGAUUUUUACAGUGAAGUGUUUACAAUUGUUUAAUAAAGAAUUGUAUGUAAUUUG